This is a messenger RNA of Morus notabilis, 1422 nucleotides long. RefSeq lists its product as uncharacterized. Bases 1 to 1422 code for a protein of 473 amino acids. The transcript is spliced from 4 exons. The record is from RefSeq and is a predicted model, not a curated record. Gene Ontology annotation, biological process: DNA integration. Lineage: Eukaryota; Viridiplantae; Streptophyta; Magnoliopsida; Rosales; Moraceae. Gene Ontology annotation, molecular function: nucleic acid binding; RNA-DNA hybrid ribonuclease activity.
AUGCCUUUUGGCUUGAAAAAUGCAAGGGCUACAUAUGAAAGGCUCGUGAAUAAAAUGUUUGCUCUACUGCUCAGCAAAUCAAUGGAAGUUUACGUCGACGAUAUGCUUGUAAAAAGUGCCAAGGCCACCCAGAAUGUCGACCAUUUGGGGGAAAUAUUUGGCGUGUUGAGAAGAUACCACAUGAAAUUAAACCCCCUAAAGUGCGCCUUUGGAGUUGGAUUAGGAAAAUUCCUUGGUUUCAUGGAGCACCUGGGCAGGCCCCCGAUCCUGUCAAAACCCACCCCCGAUGAGGAGUUGAGCCUAUACUUCUCCGUGUCACAACACGCCGUGAGCUCCGUACUAAUAAGAGAGGAAGAAAGGGUCCAGCUACCGGUCUACUAUGUAAGCAAAAGACUCAUCGACGCCGAGUCAAGAUACACCGAAAUGGAACAACUGGCGUUCGUCCUGAUGGUGUCGAAUAAUGAAGCAGAGUAUGAGGCGCUGAUUGCAGGGCUGCGAUUGGAAAAUCACUUGAAAAAUGAGAGGCUCAGCAUCUUCAGCGACUCUCAACUGGUCGUGGGACAAGUAAAUGAGGAAUACCAAGUGCGCGACGAAAAAAUAGGUGCGUACUUAAGAAAGGUAAAGGAAGAACUCGUCAAGUUCAAAGGCUAUGAAAUACUUCAAAUACCACGAGCUGAGAACACCAACGCCGACGCCCUGGCGAAGCUAGCAUCUUCAAGGGAUUCUGAAAAACUAGGGAUCGUUCCUAUCGAAGAACUUGAGCAGCCGACCAUUGAGGAAAAAAUUGAGGCCUUAGCCAUCCACACGGACGAGAAUUGGAUGAUGUCGCUUAUCCAAUAUCUAACGGAUGCAAAGCUGCAGAAUGAUAAAGACGAGGCCAGACGAAUUAGGUAUAGAGCCACCAGGUACCUAUUGUACGAUGGUUUGCUUUACCGACGAGCCUAUUCAAUGCCUUUACAGCAGUGCCUAAAUGAUAGUGAAGCCCAGGAGGUCCUCCGGGAAAUCCAUGAAGGAGUAUGUGGAAAUUACACUAGGGGGCAUUCUUUAGCUUUUAAGGUUUUAAGGCAGGGGUUCUGCGAUAGCUUAGGCAUUCGAAAGGACUUCUCAGCGCCAAUACAUCCACAGUCCAAUGGUCAAGUCGAGGCUGUCAACAAAAUAUUUAAGUAUACCCUAAAGAAAAAGCUCAACGAUUUAAAGGGGAGAUGGGCCGAAGAACUUCCAAAGGUCCUGUGGGCAUAUAGAACGACAAGCCGAACCACCACGGGUGAAACACCCUUCUCCAUGGCGUAUGGCGUCGAGGCAGUACUCCCCGUGGAAAUUGAGACACCAACUGUAAGAACUGUUGUCUACAAUGAUGACGGUAAUACAGAAGCCAUGAAUGGAGAACUCGACCUGCUAGAAGAAAAAAGGCUCGACUCCUAA